AUGCAACGUUCAUCUUAUUUAUCAUCAUCUUCUUCAUCUUCAGAUGAUGAUUAUUAUGAUGAUCUAGAAAAUCAAGUGGUAUGUCAAAUUACUGCAAACAACAAUUUUUGCAUCACUCAACACCUCAAUAACGAUGGGUCACACCGGGGCUCAAUUCCUGGUCAUAUAGUUAUCAACCAUGACCGAGAAAAUGCUGAUCGCAAUCUCUUCAAUGACUAUUUUGCAGAAAAUCCCUGGUUUAAUGAUUCGAUGUUUCGACGAAGAUUUCGAAUGGGUCAUCCUUUAUUCUUUCGUAUAUUUGAUGCUAUACAAAGGCAUGACAAUUACUUCGUCCAACGAAAGGACGGACUCGGUAAACUUGGGUUGUCCGGCUUGCAAAAGGUAAUAGCUGUAUUUCGAAUGUUAGCAUAUGGUGUACUGGCAGAUGCUGCUGAUGAGUACAUAAAAAUUGGAGAAUCUACAGUUUUAGAAAGUUUGAAGCGAUUUUGCCGUGCUGUUGUCGAGGUGUUUGAAGCUCGCUAUCUACGAUCACCUAACGUUGAUGAUGUUGCAAGGCUACUCCACAUUGGUGAACGCUGGGGUUUUCCUGCUGAAGGUAUUGCUCCACCCGCUAAUUAUGUCAUCAAAGGUAAAGAAUAUAAUAUGGGUUAUUAUUUAGCUGAUGGUAUAUAUCCAAAAUGGUCUACUCUUGUUCAAAGUAUUCACGAUCCACGUGGUAAGAAAAAAAAGUUUUUUGCAAUGAAACAAGAAGCAUGUAGAAAAAAUGUAGAACGCGCAUUUGGAGUAUUGCAGUCAAGAUUUGCAAUCAUGGCAGGACCAGCGCGCUUAUGGAACAAGAGAGUGUUACAUGAUAUAAUGACUUCUUGUAUUAUUAUGCAUAAUAUGAUAAUAGAAGAUGAACGUGAUGUUAAUGCAACAACUGAAGAACGAGUUGACGUGCAAAGUCCAGAAGUGGAGAUGCUAGGUGAUGAUGAUACUCGGUUUCAAGAAUUCCUUGCUCGACAUAAAAAAAUUAGGGAUAAAGAAGCUCAUAUUGAACUUCGAAAUGCAUUAAUUGAACACUUAUGGGACGAGCAUGGUAACUCCGAGAAUUAGUUAAAUUUAAUCAAUCUAUCUACGUGUUAUUUAAGAGUUAAUUAAAUGUAACGGUUUUUUUCUUACCUCUAGUAAUGUAAUAUGUAUUUCAGUAAAUUUAAUAUGAUUUUUUUUUAAA
Molecule: messenger RNA, 1213 nt
Organism: Humulus lupulus (European hop)
Lineage: Eukaryota; Viridiplantae; Streptophyta; Magnoliopsida; Rosales; Cannabaceae
Exons: 3
Coding region: 1-1095 (364 amino acids)
Source: RefSeq, a predicted model, not a curated record